Xenopus laevis (African clawed frog) is the source of this 4525-nucleotide messenger RNA. RefSeq names its product collagen, type IX, alpha 2 S homeolog (gene col9a2.S). Gene Ontology annotation, cellular component: extracellular matrix. The coding region runs from base 165 to 2225 and encodes 686 amino acids. The transcript has 32 exons. The record is from RefSeq and is a predicted model, not a curated record. Gene Ontology annotation, molecular function: extracellular matrix structural constituent conferring tensile strength. Gene Ontology annotation, biological process: extracellular matrix organization. NCBI's taxonomy places the organism in Eukaryota, Metazoa, Chordata, Amphibia, Anura, Pipidae.
CUCAAAGAGUUGCUUCCAACACUCUCCUGUAUUUGGGGUCUGGUAACACAGGGAUCGCUGGUGCUCCUGUUUGGCUGCAGGAUUUUACUGCAGCCAAAGUUUGGCUUUUUCUCCCAGUUCCCCCUCCCUUCUGUAAGGUCCUCUGGUAAGAUAAAUCUAAAAUCAUGGUCAGCUCCUGGGUCAGCCUCCGAUUCUCUGUGAUACUUCACCUCGUCUGCCUGUCUCUGGCACAGUUUACUGGUCCACCAGGAGAGCCAGGUCCUCGUGGCCCUCCAGGCCCAUCAGGAAUUCCAGGAUCAGAUGGCAUUGAUGGUGAUCGAGGGCCUCCAGGGAUUGGACCAGCGGGUGCUAAAGGCGAUCCUGGCCCUCCUGGACCAGAUGGACUUCCUGGUGAACCUGGUAUUGAUGGUUUGAUAGGAGCCAAAGGAGACCCAGGCCCUGCAGGGCGCCCAGGCCCAAAAGGACAGCCUGGGCUGCCUGGACCCCAAGGAAAGCCAGGUCCAGGAAUUGCUGGACUUCCAGGUAAUGCUGGACCAGUUGGUCUUCCUGGAGAAAUAGGAUCUACAGGCCCCAAGGGCAAACGUGGACAACUUGGAUCUGCUGGGCCCCCAGGACCACCUGGUAAACCAGGACCUUCAGGAAACGUCCAGGGCUUGGAAGGCAGCGCAGACUUCCUGUGUCCUACAAAUUGCCCAGGAGGACCUAAAGGACCACAAGGACUUCAGGGGGUGAAGGGGCAUAAGGGUCGUCCAGGUCCAUUGGGAGAAUCAGGAUCACAGGGGGGCACAGGUCAAAAGGGAGAUGUUGGGAUUUCUGGAGAGCAAGGAAUUCCAGGACCACCGGGCCCUCAGGGAAUCCGUGGCUUCCCAGGAUUGGAAGGACCUAAGGGUGAAACCGGCCCUGUUGGAUACAAAGGAAUGAUUGGAUCAGUUGGAGCUGCAGGAAAGCCGGGUGAAGAGGGUCCAAAGGGGCCUCCUGGACCCCCAGGUAAAAAAGGAGACCGGGGAGCGCGUGGUGUCAUUGGACAGAUUGGAGCCAUCGGUCCAAAAGGCAACAGUGGCCUUCCUGGAAUUGAUGGUAAAGAUGGUACCCCUGGCCUUGCAGGACUGAAGGGUAGUCCUGGCCAAAAUGGAACACCUGGUGGUCCUGGUCACCAAGGAUUAGCUGGUUUGCCUGGCCAACCUGGAACUAAGGGCGCUGUUGGUGAAAAGGGCGAACCAGGCUCUCGGGGAGAGCCAGGAUUUUCCGGUUCACCUGGGAAGCAGGGAGAGAGAGGAGCACCUGGAGAAGCUGGCCCCAGAGGUAUUGCAGGCUCCAAGGGAGAUCGUGGUGAGAGAGGACCAGUUGGACCAGUUGGACUUCAAGGGAAAGAUGGUACAAAGGGUGAACAGGGCCCUCCCGGUAUCCCAGGUCCCCAGGGGCUUCCUGGAGUAAAAGGAAGCAAGGGUUUCCCUGGAAAAGUUGGAGGAAAAGGAGACGUGGGAGAUCCAGGAGUUGAAGGAUUGGCUGGUGACAAUGGAGAGAAGGGUGAAUCUGGGGAACCAGGACCAAAGGGACAGCAAGGUGUACCUGGAGAACUUGGUUACACUGGGCCAACUGGAGACCCAGGUAUGCCCGGAAUACAAGGCCUUCCUGGACUACCAGGGAGAAGAGGACACAACGGUGAGAGAGGUGUUCCAGGGAUGCCAGGAAGUCAAGGAGUGCCGGGCCGGGAUGCUAGUGACCAGCACAUUGUAGAAGUGGUUUUGAAAAUGUUGCAGGAAAAUCUUGCAGCUGUUGCUGUCAGUGCUAAGCGUGCAGCCAUUGGUGGAGCUGGUGUCAUGGGACCCCCUGGACCACCUGGCCCACCAGGACCACCAGGAGAACAAGGCCCACAUGGACACGUUGGUCCACGUGGUAUUCCAGGCAUUGUGGGUGUAAUGGGCCAGGUUGGAAACACAGGGCCCAAAGGCAAGAGGGGAGAAAAAGGUGACCGAGGAGAGACAGGACGUGGGCACCAAGGUUUACCUGGACCUCCUGGAAUUCCAGGUCUCCCUGGCAUUCCUGGUCAUGCUAUUAAUGGAAAAGAUGGAGAGAGAGGUCCACAAGGGUCAUCAGGAGAGCCUGGAAGACCUGGGCUCCCUGGACCAGCAGGUCUCCCAGGGUUCUGUGAGGCAGCAGCAUGUUUGGCAGCCUCUGCUUAUGCUCCAGCAUCUCUGACUGAACCAGGCACCGUCAAGGGUUAAAGAAUCCACUUCCCCGUCAAAUUCUCUUAAAGAACCUUGGAGACAAACUGAGAAUAUUAUGGAAAUAAACCUGUACUUACUGCAGGGACUAGUUCUCCAAAUACACCAUGCUUCCCCGACGUGGUCCUUUCAUUUACAAGGGGUUUGCAGGACCUAAAAAAUAAAAAAGCUCUGGCACGGCCAUGGGAGGAAGCAAGAAUAAGAGGUUCUGAAGUUUCCAGUGAAACAGUCUCAGUCACCACAUGCCAUUUUACCCUUCUCCACAUUUUUGGUUAUCAAGACCCACCUCUUAAUUCUAUUUCCACUGUGAAGAUGUACACAAACUAGCGUCAACAGGGGAUCACCUGCUAGCUGUAAACUUUCUAAACUAGCAAGCGACACCAACUAACAUGCCUGAUAUCAAGCAAUAUUGUGUGUUUUCCCUGAAGAGCAGGGAAUGUAUUUCUAAAUCUCUUCAGCAGUUAUGGCUUCUUCCUUCACUUGUAGGAAACAGCAAGAAAUGAAUAGUAAUGUGUUAUGAGUGUCAUGUUAACUUUAAUACUGGACAGGUCAGGGGAGAAAUACAUCAAAUUAUACAUUGUGGGGAUCUGACUGAACAUGGAGUCCAUUGCAGGCCAAAAUAUAUAAUCGUAAAAAUUGUAAAUGGCAUUUUGUGUCUUUUUGGCAUUAAAGGCCUCUAUUUAUAUUACUACCAGAAAGUUUAUUCCAAUUGAAAAAUACAUUACACCGAAAAGGUCCCUGAAGUUCCUACUUGAUAAACUUUCAGUUUAAUAUAACAGGAUUACAGUGAUAGCAGGAGUGAUAUAUAAACAUAAAUAGAAGUUUUAUAAUGAGUCAAAGUUAUCAUCUUGCUUUUCUGUAAACAUUACUAGAGCUGCACAAUCUAUUUUGACCACUCGGUGCUGCUGUUCUUUUAAUACCUAUGAAAUAUACCUUCACUAAGGGUAGCAUGUUUUUCAUCCAUAACAUUGGCUGAACACAGAUAAAUGAGGCCUUUUUAAAGGUACAUUGUUCUCUGUGUAAACAGUAUGUGUGUGUCUGCUCUGUCUGUGUAUAAACUGUGUGUUCAUGGUAUGUGUGCCAUUGUUAGAUGCAGCUUGUAACUGUGAAAGGCAUGUAUGAUUAUUAAUGAUAACAAAAACAGGUAUGUAUUAUCUAUAUGUUCCAUGUAGUAUUAUUAAUAGGAAAGCUGACACUUUCAUGUUUGUGUAAUGUCGUGUUUUCCUCUUAAUUCUGCAAAAAGUAAUUAUUAUUGGCUAAUUAUUGUCCUUUGCGUCUGGAAAUGUAGAAUCUGCAAGUUGCCUCACUUCACAUGUGUGUACAGUACAGCGCUCAAGUGGAUCAAAGGGUACAAUUACAUACGUGGGGUUGCCCAUAUGCUAUCGUUCCCUUCAUUUGGGCUGAUUCAGUGUGGGCAGAUCAGCUGCAAUGUGAUAGGAUGGCACAAUUGAUGAAUGAGGUGACAUGCAUGCCCAGAUAAUCAGGCAGUUUGGCUGAACACAAAUGGCCAUCUGAAUAUGAAAGUUAGUACUGUAUGUUUCCUUAAUGUCUAUGUGCAAGGUGUCUACUUUUGUUUUUGCUAUAUGUUUAAAUGGUGCUAAAUAUAUAACUUGUGUCUGUGUAUACUUUGAGUCUAAGUCCAUUGCUCUUCACAUCACUGUUUUAACACUGAGAAGUAUGUUGAGAAGCCUGUUACCCUUUCUGGAAAGAUAGUAGGUAUUAUUUGUGUUAUAGGUUGUGUUUUACAGAUAAACAUCAUGUAUUUAUGAGAUAUAUGUGUAUAUACUGUGUUGUCUCUUUUGGAAGGAGUUAAGAGGUGUGAUUGGUGGAUGUGUUCAGGGAGGUGAGAGGAACAUUAAAGACUUCAUGCCCUUGGUAUCGGUGCUUUAUGGGAUGGCAAGUGGUGAGUGAUCUGUUUCACUAGUAACACAAAUCUUGCAGUUUUGUGAAUAGGAAUCAAUUGUAAUGAAAAAAAUGAACAUUACGCAAAUUUACCUCAGUUUAGUCUCUACUUACUAGUUUAAACAAAUUGCAAUUUAGAAGUUUCUGAAGAUAUUUUUGGUUUGUUAAAUUGUAAUUUAAGUAUGUUUGUAUUUUUUGCAAGCCAAAAUGCUUAAUAUUUCCCAUAUUUGUGAUAAUGUACAACAGCCCCAAUGAGCAGCAGUGCCAAGACCCCCUGCAGAACCAGUUCAUGUUCCUCCCCAUGUAAAACUGUGUAAAUGAUUAUUUUUUAAAUGAGUACCAAAAAAAAAAAAAGUUUAUUUGAGUAAAUUGGAAUAAUAAAGAAGAGUUGGGGUGUA